AUGUUCAUUGAGUAUAUUGUAUACAAGAAGGCCAAGGAGUGGUUCAAAGACCAUGAUUUCAACACUAUGAUAUGGCCCUCUCAAUCCCCAGAUCUCAAUCCCAUAGAGCAUCUGUGGGGUCAUCUCAAAAAGAAGCUUGCAGAGUAUCAGGAGCCACCAAAGGGAAUUACUGAGUUGUGGGAAAGGGUAGAGAAGGAAUGGGAGGCUAUUAGGAAGAAAGUGUGUCAGAAUCUGAUUGAAACUGAAGAGAAAAAGAAAUUGUCGUACUCGCACAUCGAGCUCUUAAAAGAAGACACUUGGAUGCUCUGGAAGACCAAGAUGGAGGCCAUCCUCGAUGAUAAAGAGCUCUUGCCAUGGAUUAAGGACAAGAAAAAGAAAACCAAGAUUCAAAUCGUCGGAGACUCCGAAGAGAUCCAAGCGCACGAAGAUGAGAUCAAAGAAUGA
This is a messenger RNA of Laetiporus sulphureus 93-53, 444 nucleotides long. RefSeq lists its product as uncharacterized. NCBI's taxonomy places the organism in Eukaryota, Fungi, Basidiomycota, Agaricomycetes, Polyporales, Laetiporaceae. The transcript has 3 exons. Gene Ontology annotation, molecular function: nucleic acid binding. Bases 1 to 444 code for a protein of 147 amino acids. The record is from RefSeq and is a predicted model, not a curated record.